CGCCAGCGGCAGGCGUUCCCGGGACGCCCCGCGCAUCCCUGCAGAUCCUGGUGCCCAGGAUCCCCAGGUGGACCCCUGUCUGGCCACACGCCCAGUUGGGUGAGCAGUGCGGGAUAGGUUGCGGAGAGCCGGAAGAAAAGACCCAGAGACUGCGAACGAGACAUAUAGGUUUAUUGGGAGUUACUUACAGGGAGGUCCAGUGGCGGCCGGCUGGACAGCAACGAGCAACCGCAGGCGGGGAAGGUGUUGCUUCUAUAGGCAGGGGCCACAAAGGCUAUAUGCUUGCCAAGGGGCUGUCCCUGGUACGACCAGCGUUCCAGAAACAGUAGCUCACGUGGAGGAUCUCUGUGUCCCUUUAAGACGUGAUGUUCUUUGAGUGAGAUAAGCUUUUCAGAGUUUCAUAGAAGUUCUCAGUGCCACCUUCUGUGAUGUCAUCCCCCAAAGGAAGUCGAGCCCAGAAGACGAGGCUGCCCGUUUUUACACGAAAGGGGCCUCUGGAGGUGCCAUCCCCAACAGAGAAGGACUGGUCUAAAGAUGAUGAAGAGGAUUAUGUAUUCAAGGACCCAGAUGAGGAGCUAGAUUCCCUGCCUCAGCCUUAUCGAAUGAUCAACAAGCUGGUGAACCUUCUGUUUGACCGGUCGUGGGAAGUUAUUGAGGAGAGGGACACAUUGAGGAAAUCUGAGCUCAGCUGGAUCCAGCCCACCAUCUACCCUCCACUUGUAGAAAGCAAGCUCAACAACAUGCCGAAUUGUAUGGCUGUUUCCCAAGACUAUGUGUUUAUUGGAGGAGCCAAAGGAUUCUCCAUCUAUAAUCUCUACAAUGCUAAACAAGUAUAUGUUUGGGAGAAACUUAAGGUUGAUGUCACUUCCAUCUGGGCCACAGAUUUGGGGAGUGAAAUACUUAUUGCUCCUGUGGAUGAAAUGGGUAUCAUUAGACUGUUUUAUCUUUAUAAGGAUGGUCUUUUCCUAAUCAAAGCCAUUAAUGAAGUGGAUGACACCAGCAAGCAAACCACCUGUAUAAAGAUGGAGAUUUCUCAAGGAGGGGACUUUGCAGCCUUCCUCCUACAAGGAGCGGGAGACAUUUGGCUGGAUGUGUAUAAAUUGCCCAAGGAGUCUUGGCUCAAGGAAGUGGAGCACCCCCAACUCACUAUAAAUCCAAAGAAAAAAGUCAGACAGCUGCAACUGAACACUCUUGAUCCCGUGACUUCAGAUAAUUCAGAAAUGGAUAUAAACAUUUGUUUUAGAGGAGAUGUUAAGUUGAGUCUUCCAGUUCACAUAAUGAAGAUCAAACCACCCAAACCAGUUACAGGUACCACAUUUAAAAGCCCCCUGGAAGUCUUUGCAAAGCUAGAGGACUGCUGGGGGCUGGGCUCCGGGCAGAGCCACUUCAUCAGGGAGAGGCAGUGGGAGCAGCAGGCAGCCAUCUUCACGGCCUCCUACAAGAAGUACCUGGAUGGGGAAUGGAACGAGGGGCCGCUCAGUAUGGCCACCUUCCAUUUCCUCCUUCCUAGCUGCAUAACUGCAAUGCCAGCGGACGUCAAGAGCCCCUCAGGGGUAGCCUGUGUCCUUGGCGUACACUGGACUGGAAGUCACAACUUCUUCCUCUAUUCACUUAACCGAACUCUGAAGGAUAAAGUUGACCCCGAGGGCGUGUGGCCCUGUGCUGCACCCAUCGCAGUCUCUCAGCUCGGCUGCUCAUCCUCCUUCCUGGUGCUGGCCUGCGAGGAUGGUGUGCUCACGCUGUGGGACCUGGCCGGAGGAUUCCCUCUCGGGGUCGUCGCUCUUCCUGAGGGGUGUUUCUGCCAAAGCGUUCACUUCCUAAGAUACUUCUUAGUGCAUGAAGGACGGAAUGUGUACCCCGAGGGUCCAGUGAAAUCCCAAAUGAAAUGUGUGGUGCUGUGCACAGAUGCUUCUCUCCACCUGGUGGCUGCCCAGGGCACUCAGGGACCCACCAGCAGUGUGCUUGUUGAGAGGCCUGCAAAGCACCUGGAUGAAGCCAUCUGUGCCGUGGCCCCCGUCCCAGCCUUACCUGGGAUGGUGCUGAUCUUUUCCAGGAAUGGCUGUGUGCACCUCAUGGAUGUGGCCAAGCCUCACAUCAUCUGUGCCUUUGCUCCCCCAAGAUCCUACCGUCUGGUGGUCCCGUGGACGCCAGUGUUUGUUGUGUCUUCACACCACCCAUGUUUCCUGCUCCGAGGAGACCAUCCAGAUGAAAUUGAAUCCACCGAAGACGACAAGAACAUCCAAAAUUCUGUUUUCUAUUUUAAUUUUGAGGCCUACCCACUCCUGGAAAACAUCUCAAGAAAUUGCACCGUUCCUCAACCUGACUUCACAGAUAAUGUGGUCUUCUCCCAGGGGUUGCCCUUGGAGAAAAGAUGCGCCAGUUUCCUCCAGAAGAGGCAGAGUUCUAGGUCUGUAGCCCCUCCCUGCUCCUGGGGUUGUCUCUGGGUUAAGGCACGGUGUGGUUCCUUCGAUGGUAAGAUGCGCUCGGCGUUUACAUUCUCCCUUCAGUGAGGGAUUCCACCAUAUCAGAGCUCGUGAGCCGUACUCCAAUCCCCGUUUGCUCUGGAGAGGAGUGAUGAAUUCAGGCUGGUGGAAAAGAAGGGCUGCCAGUUGCUGUUUUCUUCCUGUCGAGACCCUCUUUCCUUUCUGCUUUCUCAAUUCUUUUCUUUUUUUUUAAGCAUAUUUGGAUUAUUAGAUGCAGUCAUCUAAGACAGGGGUUGGCAAACUAUAGCCUGUGGGCAAAUUGGGCCCGCUGCCUGUUUUUGCAAAUAAGGCUUCGUGGGAGCCGUCA
Molecule: messenger RNA, 2790 nt
Organism: Diceros bicornis minor
Lineage: Eukaryota; Metazoa; Chordata; Mammalia; Perissodactyla; Rhinocerotidae
Gene: WDR93
Product: WD repeat domain 93
Exons: 16
Coding region: 429-2510 (693 amino acids)
Biological process (GO): electron transport chain
Molecular function (GO): protein binding
Source: RefSeq, a predicted model, not a curated record